AAAGAAAACAAUAAUUCAAAAAAAUCUUAACCACAAGACCUCAAUAAUUGCACCCUCAACGCGAAGCAUUAUCUCUUCCAUUAUUGCUUCUCUGUAAAAAUCUCUCCAACCCCAUCGACCAUGGCGGCCUCCUCCUCUUCCUCCUUGCAGUCCCCGCCGCACAACCAAGUCUUCCUCAAUUUUCGAGGGGAACUGCGGAAGACUUUCGUCAGCCAUCUGGACGAGGCAUUGAAAAGAGAUGGAAUCAAUGUCUUCAUCGACGAAAACGUUAAUAAAGGUGAAUCACCACCUUAUGUGAUGAUAUCGCCACCCUCUUUGACAGAAUCGAGGAGUCAAAGAUCGCGCUCGCUAUCUUCUCAACCCAUUAUACCCAGUCACAUUGGUGCUUGGACGAGCUGGUCAAGAUCAUAGAGUGCGUUGGCUUAGGCAAACUUGUGGUCAUCCCGAUCUUUUACCAGGUAGACGUGGACGAUGUGAAAAAACUCAGGGGAGUGUUCGGUGACAAGUUUUUUGAAUUGGAAGAGAAUUAUAAAGGUCAAAUGACGGAUAAGUGGAGAGAAGCUUUAAGAGUCGUUACACACAAGGUCGGCUUCGUUUUAAAUGAAACCAGGAAAGAAAGUGAAUCUAUCAUUGAGAUUGUAAAAGAAGUGAUCAAAACGCUAUCAGUAAAUGAAGAAACAGCUAAAUCUGCUUCAUACUCGGCUCUUCCUCCCUUUGGCAUAGAUACACGUCUUAAGCAAUUGGAAGAGACGUUAGAUUCUUACACCGACCAUACUCUUAAGCUUGGUAUCGUCGGAAUGCCGGGUAUUGGUAAGACCACCUUGACAAAAAUGCUGUAUGAAAAGCGUGAAGGCAAGUUUGUGCGCCACGCUUUUCUUGUAGAUGUGCGUGAUUUGAGUAGAAGCGGCAAGAUGAAUGAGAGCUAUCUCGCGAAGGAGUUGUUGAGGAAGAAAGGUGUGAGUCAAGAAGUCGAUUACAUCCCAUCGUCACCUAAGUCCUUAAACACACACCUAGUCCACAACAAGUCACUUGUUGUUCUUGAUAACGUAACCGACAAGAAACAGAUAAAGAAUCUUCUUAACAAUGGCGACUGGAUUAAGGAAGGUAGCUUAAUCAUUAUCACGACAAGUGAUAGGUCGGUGAUCGAAGGGGAGGUUGAUGAAAUAUAUGAAGUUCUUAGAUUAAGUGGCAGAGACAGCUUGCAGUGCUUCAGCUACUAUGCCUUUGGUUGCAAUCCAGUGGGAAAUUUCAUGAAGCUUUGCAGAGAAUUUUCGGAUUAUGCCAAAGGCAACCCAUUAGCUCUCAAGAUAUUGGGUGGAGAGCUUAAUGGAAAAGGCAACCGUCACUGGGAAGAUACACUUCGCAAGCUGGAGAAAAAUCCCAAUAAGACGAUACAGGGUGUCUUGAAGAUAAGCUAUGAUGACCUAAGUCUGGAUCAAAAAGAUGUGUUUCUUGAUGUUGCGUGUUUCUUUAGAUCAGGGGAUAAGUACUACGUGAGGUGUUUGGUGGAGUCUGAUCUGAAGAAUCUUGCCAGUAAAUUUUUGAUUAACAUUUCUGGUGGACGCGUGGAAAUGCACGAUUUGCUGUAUACAUUUGGCAAGGAACUUGCUUCUCAAGAAUCGCGUAGGCUGCUGAACCAUAAAGCCUUUGUUGAUGCUCUGAAGGAAAAAACGGGAGACGAAAGUGUGAGGGGAAUUUUUCUUGACAUGUCUGAAAUGGAGAAGCAACUUCCUUUGGACAUGUGUACCUUCAGUAAGAUGCGUAAUCUUAGAUAUCUGAAAAUCUAUAGUUCUCACUGUCAUCGGGAAUGCAAAGCUGACUGCAAACUUAAUUUCCCUGAUGGACUUGAGCUUUCAUUAGAUGAGAUACGGUAUCUCUACUGGCUGAAAUUUUCUUUCAAGAACCUUCCAGAAGACUUCAACCCCAAGAAUCUUAUCGACCUUAACCUACCUUACAGCAAGAUUGAAGAGGUUUGGGAUGGUGUUAAGGAAACACCGAAGCUUAAGUGGGUUGAUCUUAGCUACUCAAGAAGGUUAUGCAGUCUUUCAGGGUUACAAAAUGCCGAAAGACUCGAAAAGUUGAAUCUUGAAGGUUGCACGAGUUUGCAGGAGUUUCCCAAGGAGAUGAAACGUAUGAAGCGUCUUGCUUUCCUCAACAUGAGAGGAUGCACGAGCCUCAGGGUUCUCCCAAAUAUCAAUCUGAUCUCUCUGAAAACUCUUAUCCUCACCAACUGCUCAAGUCUUGAGGAAUUCCAGGUGAUUUCGGAUAAUCUUGAAACUCUAAACUUAGAUGGAACAGCCAUUAGCCAACUUCCUGAAGACAUGGUGAGGCUCCAGAGAUUGAUUGUCUUGAACUUGAAAGACUGCACAAAGUUGGUGGCAGUUCCAGAAUGCCUAGGGAAGCUAAAAUCUCUGCAAGAACUGGUGCUAUCUGGUUGUUCAAAGCUCAAGACGUUUCCAAUCAUGAAAUGCUUGCAGAGAUUGUUGCUCGACGGGACAUCAAUUACAGACAUGACAAAGAUAUUGCAGUUGAAUAAGUCACAAGUGGAAGACGUACGUGAAUUAAGACGUGGUACGAACCGCAUAUCCUCAUUGCAGCGUCUAUGCUUAAGCAGGAAUGAUGUGAUCACCGACCUGCCUAUCGACAUCAGUCUACUAUGUCAUCUGAAAUUGCUUGACCUGAAGUACUGCAAGAAUCUCACUUCCAUUCCACUGCUUCCGCCAAAUCUAGAGCUCUUAGAUGCACAUGGCUGUGGCAAACUGAAGACAGUCGCAACGCCGGUGGGCAUUCUUAAACAUGUGGAGAAAGUUCACUCUAAAUUCAUUUUCACCAACUGCAACAGUCUUGAACAAUCUGCAAAGAAUAGCAUCACAACGUAUGCUCAAAGGAAAAGCCAGUUAGAUGCGCUUAGAUGCUAUAAAGAGGGGCAUGCUUCAGAACCUUUAUUCAUUACUUCCUUUCCAGGGAGUGAAGUGCCUUCAUGGUUUGACCAUCGCAUGAUUGGUUCAACGUUAAAGCUGAAGUUGCCACCACAUUGGUGUGACAACAGACUUUCAACAAUAGUUCUAUGCGCUGUUGUUGCAUUCCCUCACGUUCAAAGCAACAGUUUCUCAAUAGAAUGCACCUGUGAGUUCACAAACGAACUUGGAACACGUACACGUUUCAGCUGCAUUCUUGGUGGAGGUUGGAUCGAACCGCGCAAGGUUGACUCGGACCAUGUGUUUAUCGGUUACACCAAUUUCUCCCAUAUAACAACAAAUCAUGUAGAAGGUUCGCAACGACAUCAGAAAUGUGUUCCUACGGAGGCGACAAUCAAAUUUCAGGUGAUAGAUGGAGAAGGCGAGAUAGUGAAUUGUGGUUUAAGCUUGGAGUACGAGGAACCAACACAGCUAAAGUUGGAGAAAGAUAACAUUUCAUCAGAAUUAUCAAGAUGCUUGAAGAAUCUUCAAACUACUAAGGAAGCGUUGGAAGAAAAAGAGCAGGCUCAUAUCAGAGAAGGUCUCCAAAGCUUGGCAGAAACUCAGCUGAAAUGUGUGACUGUGUCAUACAAAUCGCUAGAACUCAGUGCCAAGGAUCUAGAAGCUAAACUGAAAAGCUUGGAAGAAGAGAAUGAGACUGAAAAUGUUUGUAUAGUUUGUUGA
Molecule: messenger RNA, 3641 nt
Organism: Eruca vesicaria subsp. sativa (arugula)
Lineage: Eukaryota; Viridiplantae; Streptophyta; Magnoliopsida; Brassicales; Brassicaceae
Source: the annotation of a GenBank genome assembly